Exophiala bonariae is the source of this 699-nucleotide messenger RNA. RefSeq lists its product as uncharacterized. Bases 1 to 699 code for a protein of 232 amino acids. The record is from RefSeq and is a predicted model, not a curated record. Gene Ontology annotation, molecular function: voltage-gated proton channel activity. The transcript is spliced from 2 exons. Lineage: Eukaryota; Fungi; Ascomycota; Eurotiomycetes; Chaetothyriales; Herpotrichiellaceae. Gene Ontology annotation, biological process: proton transmembrane transport. Gene Ontology annotation, cellular component: plasma membrane.
AUGGCAGACCUCGAGCCUCCCCACCGCGGCGGGGUGAACAACCGCACGCAACGCGAAACCACGCCUCUCCUGCGCUCCGACGCGCAACACAUCCGCAACCUUCCCUCCGAUGACUUCAUCGCCUGCCACGUGCGAAAGAUUCAUGGCGACGACAGCUGGGUCUGGCGGCUGCGGCAACGCUUGCAGGAUUUUCUGGCAAGCAAAUGGGGUCAUUAUUUCGUGCUCAUACUUGUCUCGCUGGAUAUUGCGUGUAUAUUUGCAGAUUUCUUGAUCUCGUUGCAUGUCUGUGAACAUAGUCGUGACAAAGGGUUCAGGCGGAGGGAUUGGCUGUUGCUUUCUGAUGUGUUGGGCUAUGUCAGCCUGACGUUUAGCUGCUUGUUCAUGGCGGAAUUGCUUGGGAGUGUGUUCGCUUUUGGAUUGAGUUACUUCAACUCCAAGUUUCACAUCUUUGACGCCACGGUCAUCAUCGCUGCCUUCAUCCUGGAUGUCCUCCUCCGCGGUCCUCUCGAAGAAGCCGGGUCCCUCGUGGUCGCUCUUCGCCUCUGGCGUGUUUUCAAGAUCAUUGAAGAGUUCUCGUCAGGCGCUGAAGACCAGCUCGCAGAGUUGGCAGAACGGAUCACUGAUCUGGAGCACGAGAAGGCUAAGAUCGCUGAGGAGAAUCAGGCGUUACGAUUGAGGGUACAAGGCGGUACUAAUUAA